Molecule: messenger RNA, 677 nt
Organism: Saccostrea cuccullata (small rock oyster)
Lineage: Eukaryota; Metazoa; Mollusca; Bivalvia; Ostreida; Ostreidae
Exons: 4
Coding region: 138-677 (179 amino acids)
Biological process (GO): GPI anchor biosynthetic process
Cellular component (GO): endoplasmic reticulum
Molecular function (GO): catalytic activity
Source: RefSeq, a predicted model, not a curated record
CGAAAAUGGACACUUCUAAGAAUGUGGUUGAGAAUUACAUGUAGAUUGGUUUAAAUCGUCAAGUAGUAAAAUCUUAUUUAAUCAAAGUUCUUGUACUGAAAAUAAUUCGGAACACAAACUUGGACGGUGCCCGGAUAAUGGAAGAAAAAUGCUUAUCAUCACAUUAUUGUUGUCGUUUUUAUUUGACAUCGCCAGUAUUCGGCCUGAUGAAGGUUACAACAUACAAUUUAUGGAACAUAAUGUUUAACUGGAAUCUUAGAAAAUAUCGAAUUGCAAGAAUGAUAAGGGAAGAACAGUCUGAUGUCAUUGGUUUUCAAGAGGUGAGAUUUGAUGCUGAAACAGGAAGGAACCAGGUGUCUGAUCUUCAGAAACUGCUUCCUGAAUACCAGUGGUCAUUUAUAAGUAAAGCAAAUGAUGUGUCAAGGAAGGAUAACUUGAUUCAUAGAGGAUGGAAGGGAGAAGGUAUUGGAAUUUUGAACAGAUAUCCUAUUGUGUCUGCAAAUAGAAAGGUUGUUCCAUAUCAGCAGGGACCAGACACAAAUAAAAGAGUUAUUAUUCAUGCUAAAGUCAGAACAGAUCACUCGGGAAUUCUAGAUGUGUUUGUUGUUCAUUUUUCUUAUGUGAGACAGCAACAGUGUGAAAAUGCAGAUGCCCUUUUACAUUUACUCAGAGAAUGA